CUCCGAUCAGACUCCAUAAAUAGCCCUCCUCGUCACCUCCUCAAGACUCCAUUACGACAUCGCCGGCCAAUCCCCUCCAUCUUGCUCUUUAAUUCUCUAUGUGCGCUGCAGGCAAUGACGACGACGCCAUAACCAAAGGAGGAGACGAGCAUCACAUGAGAAGGUAUAACAAUAGGAAGAGUUAUCGAGCAAGUGGUUGCAGUGGAGAUGGACGGUGGUGCGGCCAUGCCGGCGGCGCAGCCAGCAGCCGAGCACCAUGGGUCGAGGCCAACGUUGGGUUUUCCUCUCGGCACCGCACUACUGCUCGUCGUCAUCUUCUGCCUCAGCGGCUUCUUCGCUUUGUGCUACCACUGGGAGAAACUCCGCUCCCUCCGUGGCCGACCCAGCCGCGGCCACCAGCAGCAACUUCCCCCUUUGGAUGCGCUCGAGGAAGGCAGCCGAAUCCCCCAGCCAUCUUCUCCGUCUCUAACGUCCAAGCUCUCCCCUAUGCGUCAGGUAGAUUUUGCAUUGGAAACGGUGGGUGAUUGGUGGAAAAUAGGCGCCUUUUAUUUGGAGCGCACUAACCAAAUCGUGCCGUGACGAAGUCGCCAUCUUAAAAGGCAGUUGGACACCCCAGAAGCAACCUGAUCAUGGCACUGAAAACUUGCAUAAAACAUGCAUGGAAGUUUCAGAAGAACAACCACAAAUAUAGCACUAACUUUGGUUUAAUUUCUCAAAGUGAUUUGUCUGUUGUCUUCUUUCGCUUAACUUGUGCGUCUCUUUGAGUUGCAGGAGAACAAGGAGGAAAAGGUCGAAAGCUUGGUCGUCGUUAUGCCAGGAGAUAAAAUUGCAAAGUUCAUGGCAUGGCCGUGCCCGUGCCAACACCGGUCGCCUAUUGCAGAUGCAUUCACUGCAAGUACAGUCACUCGGGAAGCAGCAAUCUCGUCUCCAUCUUAAUUUGGCAGAGUGCUCUUGAAAUUGAGCGCAUGCACCAUGUAUAUAUGUUGUGGUAGUCGUGAUUCUUUCUUCUCUUCAAUGAGGAAAGUGAACUGCUGGUCCUAAGCAACAUGAUGUUUUUGUAUUGUUAAAAGCAGAGUCUUUGUUUUGUUUCUUCGCAUGGCACAGUGCGUUGCUUGGAAGAUGGAAUUCAGUGGGCGGUGGAUAAUUUUAAUGUAUUUGACCCUAAAUUGUUGAGGCAAACAGCUGAAAUAAGCAUAGUUGAUGGUGA
This is a messenger RNA of Zingiber officinale, 1207 nucleotides long. RefSeq lists its product as uncharacterized. Bases 208 to 579 code for a protein of 123 amino acids. The transcript is spliced from 2 exons. NCBI's taxonomy places the organism in Eukaryota, Viridiplantae, Streptophyta, Magnoliopsida, Zingiberales, Zingiberaceae. The record is from RefSeq and is a predicted model, not a curated record.